Messenger RNA from Colletotrichum destructivum, 1043 nucleotides. RefSeq lists its product as uncharacterized. The coding region runs from base 1 to 798 and encodes 265 amino acids. Lineage: Eukaryota; Fungi; Ascomycota; Sordariomycetes; Glomerellales; Glomerellaceae. The record is from RefSeq and is a predicted model, not a curated record. The transcript is spliced from 2 exons.
AUGCUUUACGUUGGAAACUUGGUCUACACUGUCCUCCAAGCCGCCGUGAAGCUGUCGAUCGUGCUUUUCCUCCGCCGCAUCUUCCCGUCACAAACCUUCCGGAGAAUCGCUCAGGGCAUCGAGAUCAUCCUCCUGCUUCACGGCACGCUCUUCACCAUCCCAUUUGCGGUGCAAUGCACGCCCGUACAAUCGAUCUGGGAUCGCACCAUCACCGACCGCCGCUGUCUGAACUUGCAGGCGGUGGGAUUCAGCAGCGGCGGACUGGCCAUGGCGGAAGAUAUCGCCAUCUUACUCCUGCCGAUCCCCCACGUUUGGCAGCUGAAGAUUUCUCUCCCGCGGCGCCUGGCAGUUAUUGCGCUGUUCAGCGUCGGUUCUUUCGCCUGCGUGACAUCGGCCAUCCGGAUCAAGUAUCUGGUGGAGUACAGUACUACGUUCGAUGAGACGUGGGACCAUGUCGACAUUGUGGUAUGGUCAUUCAUCAAGCAGUCCAUGGCGAUGCUAUGUGCGAGUUUGCCCACUCUGCGUUUGCUACUUGUCCACAUCGCGUCCCGACGUCGUCCCGGAUCGUCGGAGAGCUUUUUUCACAGAGAGACUCCGAAACAAAUGUGGCGUUGGUCUUUUGAUAGAUUGAGACGAUGCCGAAUGCGGAAGCAACAAGACAGCGAUUCCGCGCCCCGACAAACAGGUGAGGGAGUUCUCGUGACGACAACGGUGGAGGUCGACCGCCUGUCCUCCAUGGCCAUUGACGUGCCGCCCUUUCCACCGCCUGCCUACCCUGGGCCGAGGAACAAUGCAUAACGGUAAGUCCCGGCAGUGGAGAUCAUCUCCUACGAAGUUAUUCUUUCGGCGGCGAGUGGAUCUCAAUCACUGACGAGGAUUAAGUAUCGACGCGGAUGACGGAAAGGUUGAAACUAUGAGACGCUCGUGUUGUGACAGGUUUGGAGAUUUCACAAGGCAGCGUGAUGAGUCAUGAUGCGCAACUGUAGGACAUUGGUUCAAGAAACAACAGAUGCAGGGGGUUCCAUGUGAGGAUAUCAUUAAGG